UGCCCCCGCGGGGGCGGGGCCUCAAGCAAGUUACUAAUUCAUUCCCCACUUCCGCUCAAGUUCAGAAGCAGCCUGCUAGGCACUGGAGCCAAAAUGAAGACCCCAGCCCCUGUCCGUGCCCGUGGCAUCGGGCUGGUCCUGCUCUCACUUCUUCUUGUCCUCCAGACUGCCACUGCCCAGAAGAAUGACAUCGACAUCUACAGCCUCACCGUGGACUCCAAGGUCUCCUCCCGAUUUGCCCACACGGUCGUCACCAGCCGGGUGGUCAACAGGGCCAGCACUGCGCAGGAGGCCAUCUUCCAGAUGGAGCUGCCCAAGAAAGCUUUCAUCACCAACUUCUCCAUGAUCAUCGAUGGUGUGACCUACCCAGGGAACAUCAAGGAGAAGAAGGCAGCCCAGGAGCAGUACAGUGCGGCCGUGGCAAGGGGAGAGAGUGCUGGCCUAGUCAAGGCCACCGGGAGAAAGACAGAGCAGUUCCAGGUGUCCGUCAGUGUAGCUCCCUCUGCCAAGGUCACCUUUGAGCUGGUAUAUGAGGAGCUGCUUAUGCGGCAUCUGGGAGCGUAUGAGCUGCUGCUGAAAGUCCGGCCACAGCAGCUGGUCAAGCACCUGCAGAUGGACAUUCACAUCUUCGAGCCUCAGGGCAUCAGCUUCUUGGAGACUGAAAGCUCCUUCUUGACCAAUGAACUGGAGAACGCCCUCAUCACCUCACAGAAUAAGACCAAGGCUCACAUUCAAUUCAAGCCAACACUGUCCCAGCAGCAAAAAUCUCCUGAGGAGCAGGAGACUGUCCUGGACGGCAACUUCAUCGUCCGCUAUGAUGUGGACCGGACCCUCUCCGGGGGCUCCAUUCAGAUCGAGAAUGGCUAUUUUGUGCACUACUUUGCCCCUGAGGGUCUGCCCACCAUACCCAAGAAUGUGAUCUUUGUCAUCGACAGGAGUGGCUCCAUGAGUGGCAGGAAAAUCCAGCAGACCCGGGAAGCCCUAAUCAAGAUCCUGGGCGACCUCAAUGCCAACGACCAGUUCAACCUCGUUGAUUUCAGCGGGGAGGCCACCCAGUGGAAGCCCUUGCUGGUGCCAGCCUCAGCAGAGAAUGUGAACAAGGCCAAAGGCUAUGCUGCUGAAAUCCAGGCCCGGGGAGGGACCAACAUCAACAGUGCGAUGCUGAUGGCCGUGAAGCUGCUGGAAACUGCCAACCGACAGGAGCUGCUGCCAGCCAAGAGUGUCUCCAUCAUCAUCUUGCUCACCGAUGGCGACCCCACCGUGGGGGAGACCAACCCUGUGAAGAUCCAAAAGAAUGUGCAGGAAGCUAUAAGUGGCCGGUACAGCCUCUUCUGCCUGGGUUUCGGCUUUGACGUCAGCUACCCCUUCCUGGAGAAGCUGGCACUGAGCAAUGGCGGCCUGGCUCGGCGCAUUUAUGAGGACUCAGACUCCACCCUGCAGCUCCAGGACUUCUACCAGGAGGUGGCCAACCCCCUGCUGACUGGGGUGACCUUUGAAUACCCGGACAAUGCUGUGGAGGAGGUCACUCAGAACAACUUCCGACUGCUCUUCAAGGGCAGUGAGAUGGUGGUGGCUGGGAAGCUCCAGAAACAGAACUCCGAUGUGCUCUCAGCCAAAGUCAAUGGGCAGCUGCACUUGCAGAAUAUCACCUUCCAAAUGGAGUCCAGCAAGGCAGAGCAGGAGGAGGUGUUCCAGAGCCCCAAGUACAUCUUCCACGGCUUCAUGGAGAGACUCUGGGCGUACCUGACCAUCCAGCAACUCCUGGAGCAGAUAGUUUCUGCAUCAGAUACUGAGAAGCCAGCACUUGAGGCCCAAGCUCUGAACUUGUCGCUCAAGUACAGUUUUGUCACUCCCCUCACAUCUAUGGUGGUCACCAAACCUGAAGACCAAGAACAGUCUCAUGUUGUGGAGAAGCCUGUGGAAACUGAACAAAACCACGGGAGUAGUUUCCCAGGUCAUACUCUCUUCAGAUACCCCAUGCUCUCUUCAGCCACCACAAACAGAAUGUCCAGAGUACAAGCAUAUGACCACGUAAGAUCAGGACUCCCUGGCCCUCCUGCUGCUCCUGCUCCUCCCCACUUCUCUCCCUUCCGCAAGAACUGGAUGCCAAGGCUAACAACAGAGAUGUUAGCACCCGCUGCUCCUAUUGAAGUGUUCCAUGACAUGGUUUUAUUAGACAAAGAAGUAACAGUGACAAUCCCACCCCCAGACCUCAUCCAGGCUCCUCCCGUCAUCCUGCCUGGGCAGAGCAAGGACCAGCUCUGUGUGGAUAUCAAGCAUGCUCAGGGACCAAUGAACCUGCUCUCGGACCCUGACCAAGGGGUUGAGGUGACUGGUGACUAUGACACACAGAAGGCCCAGUUUUCAUGGAUAGAGGUGAACUUCAAGAACCUUCAGCUGCAGGUCCGAGCAUCCCCCGAGCAUGUGGUGGUGACUCGGAACCGAAGAAGCUCUGCAUACAAGUGGAAGGAAACGCUGUACUCUGUGACGCCCGGCCUGAAGAUGACCAUGGACAAGGCAGGGCUCCUGCUGCUCAGCAACCCAGACAAAGUGUCCAUCGGCCUGCUGUAUUGGGACGGCCCUGGAAAGGGCCUCCGGCUCCUCCUUCGGGACACUGAUCGCUUCUCCAGCCACGUUGGAGGGAGCCUUGGCCAGUUUUACCAGAACGUGCUGUGGGGGCCCCCAGCAGCAGAUGACAACAGCAAGCGAACACUGAGCAUUCAGGGUCAUGACCGCACUGCCACCAGAAAACCCAAGCUGGAUUACCAAGAGGGGCUGCCGGGCACAGAGAUUUCCUGCUGGACUGUGGAGCUAUAGUUCUGAUGGGAGGUUAUGCCCACUAGCUGUGUUACCCACCUGUGCACAGAAGGCUGCAACCUUGUGGCCCCAAGGCCGCCUGUGAGGCCUAGACAGUGAUGGGGAGAGGAUUUCCACUCAUUACAAAUAAAAAAAGGUGAUGUGAG
Messenger RNA from Talpa occidentalis (Iberian mole), 2963 nucleotides. RefSeq names its product inter-alpha-trypsin inhibitor heavy chain 4 (gene ITIH4). The transcript has 23 exons. Bases 94 to 2817 code for a protein of 907 amino acids. Gene Ontology annotation, biological process: hyaluronan metabolic process. The record is from RefSeq and is a predicted model, not a curated record. Lineage: Eukaryota; Metazoa; Chordata; Mammalia; Eulipotyphla; Talpidae. Gene Ontology annotation, molecular function: serine-type endopeptidase inhibitor activity.